GACUCUUCCUCUGUUCCACUCGAUUGAGACUCAGUUUCUCAGUUUAUAUUCCAACCCAACCCUCACUGACUCCCGUCCCAUUCAAUCAUUUUAGCUGAGGUUCCGUUCAGAAUAUCAGAUCCCAUCUGACCGAUCGAGCACUGCAACAAUGGGAGAAAAAAAGCUAUCUAAUUGCUGCAAAUAAUGCCAGGUGAUGAUAAUGAUUCUGAAGGUGGACCUUCAGUGUGAGAAAUGCUAUAAGAAGGUCAAGAAGGUUCUCUGUAAAUUUCCUCAAAUACGAGACCAGGCGUACGACGAGAAGAACAACCUGGUGAUCAUCAAAGUUGUGUGCUGCAGUCCUGAAAAGAUCAGAGACAAACUAUGCUGCAAAGGUGGUGGCGCGAUUAAGAGCAUCGACAUCAAAGAGCCCGAGAAGCCCAAGCCUCCUCCGGCAACCGAAAAACCAAAACCACUACCAGCUGCAGAAAAACCUAAAGAACCCGAGAAGCCGAAGCCUGCUGCCGAAAAACCCAAGGAGGCCGAGAAGCCUAAAGAGAAACCAAAGGAGGCUGAGAAACCUAAAGAAGCAGAAAAGCCUAAAGAGAAACCCAAAGAGGCCGAGAAGCCGAAAGAGAUACCAAAGGAGGCAGAGAAGCCCAAGGAAGAGUCAAAGCCGAAGCCUCCUCCGGCUCCGGUUCCCGCUUACCCGGUGCCGACGGUGAACGCGUGUUGUAUGGAGUGUUACGGAGGGCAUCCGGGUGGACCGUGCCAAACAGGGUAUGGUUACGGUGGGCCAGCACCUUACAUACAGUACGAUGGCUACUACGGGAGACCAGUGUAUGAUAGUUACGGCGGCGGGAGGAGCUAUGCCACCACCAGUUACUGCGUGACCCGCCCGGAUUGUUUCAGUGAAGAAAAUCCCCAAGCGUGCGCCAUCAUGUAAAGUUGAAAUCAUAUGUACCUACCUUACCUACUGUACGUGUCUUUGGGGGAAAGCUUCCAGCUACUUGGCCGGGGUAUAUGAUCGAUCUUCCAUUUUUACAGUGUUCAAGUUGUUGUUGUUUCAUAUAUAGAACAUAAGCAAGUAAAUAAUAAAGUAUGGUUGGUGAUGGUGGUGGACAAGUCGCGAUCAGAUUAUCCAUGCAUUCCCCAUUAUAGAGCUAUAAGGUGAAGUUGUUGCAAUUUUUAUUUAUCCAUUAAUGAAAUAAAAGUUCUCAUAAAUUGCAUA
Messenger RNA from Argentina anserina (silverweed cinquefoil), 1207 nucleotides. Its product is annotated as protein PYRICULARIA ORYZAE RESISTANCE 21. The record is from RefSeq and is a predicted model, not a curated record. Bases 194 to 922 code for a protein of 242 amino acids. The transcript has 3 exons. Gene Ontology annotation, biological process: regulation of defense response to fungus. Lineage: Eukaryota; Viridiplantae; Streptophyta; Magnoliopsida; Rosales; Rosaceae. Gene Ontology annotation, molecular function: metal ion binding.